Molecule: messenger RNA, 3020 nt
Organism: Pterocles gutturalis (yellow-throated sandgrouse)
Lineage: Eukaryota; Metazoa; Chordata; Aves; Pterocliformes; Pteroclidae
Product: protein very KIND-like
Exons: 12
Biological process (GO): small GTPase-mediated signal transduction
Molecular function (GO): guanyl-nucleotide exchange factor activity
Source: RefSeq, a predicted model, not a curated record
GCACACAUCUAUUCUUUAGGUGCAACGUUGAAAGCAGCGAUAGAAUAUCUAGUAGAACCUGAGACAGAAUCAGAAUUUGGGCAAGAUCUGCAUACACUGCUGGAACAAAUGCAAGAAGAAAAUCCUGAAAAUAGGCCAGAUAUUGAGAGCAUUUUGUCAUUAUGUGAAGAAAAACUGAAGAUUGCUUCAUCAAGUAAUAUUUGCCAAAGCCUAUCUGCUGUUGGAAGAAGGGUUCUUUCAAUUGAAUCAUUUGGUCCUUCUCAAGAUGUCUGUGAUAACAUGUGGAAGGGAAGAAUGUGUCAGAGAAGUUUGGGAUCUAAAUUAUAUUCAAAUGAGAAAAACAACAUAGCAGGUGAUUCGUCUGCAGUGGAAGAUGUGACAGCUACCUGUCAUAAGGACUCUUCUGUAGUUACUAUGGUGACUGGCAGAGAAAGUGGUUUAAAGGAAAUGCAAAUUGACCUGGAUAAUGAGAAAACUCAACAUUCUCGACUUGCAACUGAAGCUAAAAAGAGCAAAGAAGAGGACAAACAUGCAGUGUAUACUGACAGUUUUGCUAGUAUUGCUUUGGAUAUAAAAUCAUGUGUUACUGACCUGGAGAGAGAUGGCAUUUUUGAGAAAGGUUCUUUGAGAAAAAUUAAAACCUUUCCAAAGCUACCACUUGAACCUUCAGACACAAAUAACUUUUUUACUCCUGUAACCAACAGUGGACCACUAACUAGGAAAAGUCACUUGCUAACACAAGAGUCACUACCUCUAGACAAUAAUAAUGAGGUUGCUUUUUCAAAGGGAAAUCUUAAUUCAUUUGCUCUUAGUAGUCCACCAAAAAUAGAACCAAAGAAUCACCAGGUUAAUGAUCUUCACUUAGAAGCUCCGUGUGUAUGCACACAGGUGUCUGGCAUGAAUCUAGAAGAACAUAUGUCACUUAUUAAUGGUAAAAAGAUAGAUUUUGCUUCAUCUGAUCACAAAGAUGACUGUUCUGAUGCUACCUCUGAAAUGCCAAAUACAGCUGGUAAGCUAAAAGUCCCAAACCAAUCAAUUGCUGGAGCAAAAAUGCUAGACAAUUACAAGGCAUUGGAAGACUCUUCUGAAACUUUUCAAGGGUCAAAUGAAAAUUCUUUACCACAUUUUAACAAGAUGGCUUCAGUGUUAACAGCAAAACCCAGUGGGAACAGAUAUGGAUCAACCCUAAUUAGGUCUCCAGAAUUAAGCAACGGUGUGAUGAGUGCAAACAAUAAUGAAGAUAAUCUUUGUGGAGGCAGAGGGUCAGAAAUCAAAAGUAAUGAGCAGUGGAUCUCUCUAAAACUCCUGUUGUCCUGGUAUGGUAAACCUCUGAAAGACUGUGAACUCUGGGCUUUAUGUCAUGAGUGUUUAUGUACUCUGCAGACUUGCAUAGAUUAUCCAGUGGUCUUAUGUUUGGACUCCGUGCUGAUUGACUGCCAUGGAAGUAUCCUCUUUGCUGCUCCAAGAGCUGAAGAAUCUUGUGAUAUAUUUUAUUUAGCUCCUGAAAUUGAAGAAGAGGAUGUAGAUACUGAGAAGGUCUGCAUUUAUAGUGUUGCUGCAGUUCUGUGGAUGGCUGCGAAGUACAGUGUCCCACCGAGUCACAAACUAGCACUGCCAAGAAAAUUUAAAAAGCUUCUUCUGGAUAUGGCAAGAAAAAACCCUGAAGAAAGACCUUCUUUAGCUGAUGCAAUUAAGACUUGCAGUCGUUAUUUACUUGAACAAGGUAUAAACAGCAAAUAUAUUUUGGCAUUGUUGAAUGAAUCUGUCUUUAAGGCUGUUGAGGAAGAAGUAGUCUCAUCUCAAGAUAAUAGUGCUUUUGAAUUUAAAAAUGACAACCAUGAAAUGGACCCUUCUGAGUCAAGCCUAGGAUUUGUGCCUAUUACCAGUGACAGUAAACUUGUAGCAGUUGAAGGACCAGUACCAUGCCAGAUUUCUCUAAAUUGUGAGAAAGCUACGUUACCUGUCGCAUUCACCUCUCCCGCAACUCACUUUAAGCCUAUUAUUCUGCAACAAAGUGCAAAUAUAACAAAAGAAGUUCACACACCAGUUUCUGAGCAAUUCAGGAAAGAGACAAGAAAAGAAAAACACAUGGACCACAACAAAUCAGAGUAUAUAGAAGACUCUAAAAGCUACGGUACUGAGGACACAGGUGUUGUUGAAACCGCACCUGAAGUACCUGAGUGUGAUUUACAAGUUCCAUGCCACUCAUCCCAGAUAUCUUCAGAAGAUCAAGAGCCAGGCGAUACAUUUACUUCUGUGGUUACAUUACCAGCACCAUCUGAUUCCUCACAUAUUCUACAGGAAAAGAGCAUUUUAUCUGAAGUUCCUUCGAGCUCCUUAGCUUGUCCUACAUCUCCUAAUUUUCUUCAUAUAAAUAACAUAAUUCUCAAACAGCAUUCAGAGAAAAGAGUUUUGACGUUUGUGCCAGUACAUUUAGCUGUAUCAGAGCAAAUACCACAUAAACCUCUUCGUUCAAGAAUUGUUUAUGAUUGCUAUCAUAGUUUGCCAGUGCUACUUUCAAGUACUAUUGCAAGUUAUAAAAUAGGCACACAAGCAAAAAAUGAUGCCCCCUUUUGCAAAGUGCAAAACUGUGAGACUGCUGAUACACAGAACAAGUUUAAUAAAAGUAACCAAGUUAUUCAAACCAACGACCAAGAAACUGAGUGUUCUACCAGUGUAGACAGUAUUUUCACUGAACAAGAAUACUUACCAUGUACCUCAGUCAAUCAAGACGAUUCUCAAUUCUUUGAUGUUGAAGUCCUGCCCCAACAGAGCAGCACAAGUGACACUGCGCUGCAGAAAGUGGUUCAUCUUAUACAAGAGGAGUUUGCAUUUGAUGGCUAUCUAGAAAAUGGAGAUGAAGUUUUUGGUAUGGGUAACUUCAUUUUAAACUUAAAGGAAAUUAAGUUUGGUGUGUUCUCUGAUAAAAUUUGUGAGAAGUUUUGUGACCUCUUCUGGGAUGAAAAAUUACUGGAGAAUCUCUAUCAGGUAGUACAUGGAGAAAGACCUUCACAUUUAUG